Molecule: messenger RNA, 3579 nt
Organism: Adineta steineri
Lineage: Eukaryota; Metazoa; Rotifera; Eurotatoria; Adinetida; Adinetidae
Source: the annotation of a GenBank genome assembly
AUGGAACUUUCCCUAAUUUAUUCCGCAUUUAUUCUACUUAUACUACUGACUACAGCUGAUCCUACUGAAUUUGAUAAUCAAUGUCCAACAUCUCGUCGUUUGUUAUUAUUUGGUGGAUCAAAUUUACCAACUGGAGAGAAGAAAACUCAUCGUAUUUCUUCAUCUUCAAAAACAUCAUUACCAUCAUCUCCACCAAAAUAUGCACGAUCCGGUGAUUCUCGUGGUUUAAUUGUCUUUAUUCGACCACAAUCACCACUUGAACGUGGUCACAAAGGUCGUUCAUAUAGUCAUUUACUUAAAACAAAAUUAUAUCCAGAUAAAGUCAAAAUAAAAAUAAAACGUUCUGACAAACCAAAGAUAAAACAACAACAAUUGCAAAAGAAAGAUUCUACUCAACAGAAAUCAUCAAUUGCUACUAAAACACAAGAUUUAGUAGCUAUUCAUGAUCAAGAACUUAGCCGAUGUAGAGCAUUACUUCAUAUUGAUUCAACAGAACAAAUUCAAGAUAAGAAAGUAAAGAAAGUUAAGAGAGAUAAACCAACUAAACAAGCAAUAUCAACCAAGCUUAAAAACAUUACCAGUCAAGCAGUUAAAAAUGUCAAGAAGAAAAUUGUCACUCCAAAAGCAACAAUAUCUAUUAAUAAUAAAAAAGUCAAAGCUCCAAAAACAACAAAAGAAACUAAUUCCGAUAAGAAGAAAGUAAUUAAUAAUAUAUCAAAUAAUAAAAUAAAUCAUGAUGAGCCAUCCAAUUUACCUGUUAAUGACAUACCAAUUAAAACUUCUUCGCAAUCAUCAACAAAUACAAAAUUAAAACGAGAUAAACAACAAACCAUUCCUAUAGUUGAAGUAAUAUCUGAAACAUUUGAUACAAAUGAAGAUGAAAUUCAAAAAAAAAAUAAUUCAGUUGUUAACCGUGCUUUCAAUUUUGUUAAAAAUAUGUUUCAGUUAUCGGACGAUUUGCUCGAAAACAAUCAUCUACCAGAAAAUCGUAUAAUUGACAUAACAAACGGACCCCAACAACAACAACAACAACAACAACAACACCAUCAUCAUUCACGUAAAUUACUUACCAUCGAUGAAUAUGAUAAUGAUAAUGAAACACCAAUAAUACUUUGUAAUAAUACAGACUUUAACCUUAAUCUCAAUGAUGAAAAUUUGAUCGAAAAAGAAGGUGAUGAUGAUGAUAAUUUAUCAUUUCUUGUCGCAAGUAUAUCAAAACGUCAGUUACUGUCAGUCAAAACAGGUAAAAAUACAGCAGCAUCAAAAACAAGUAAUACGAAAGAAAAAAAAUCGAAAUCAGCAACAGAUAUUGAUGUCAAUAAACGUAAAGUUGGUUGGAAUUAUCGUUAUCGAAUUUCACGAUAUCUUGAUAGUGAAAAAUCAAAAAAUACUGGUAAUAAAAAUAGAGCCAAUGGAGCACGUAAAACAAAAAGUAUAAAACAAGAUGAUCAACAAGUAAAUUUAAAAUCAAAUAAUAAAAAAGCCAACUCGUUAAAUGAAGCCAAAAUUUCAAAAAGAAAACUUCUUUCAUGUGGCAUUGAUAAUGAUGAACACUGCGAAACAGAUGACAUAUCUAAUCCGGAUAUUGUCAAUACCGUAACAAUUAUUGAGAACUUCGUACCUAAACGUAGUUUAUUAUCAUCGAAAACAAAACAUAAAGUCGAAGAAGAUCAUUCAGAUGAUGAUGAAAAUGAUCAUCAUCAUCAUCAUCAUCAUCAUCAUCAUCAUCAUCAUAAAGCAAAUACACGUCGUGAAAAGAAAUCGUUUGAUGAAUUAACUGAUCCUGUUGCUAUCGUAGAUUCAUAUGAACGUGGUUUAUUUAAACCUCGUGUCGGUUAUCAAUUUCGUUAUCGUGUUUCUAAUUAUAUUAAUUCAUUACGUGAAAAUAUUCGUGAAGAUCAAGAACGUUUAAAAUUAGGUUUACAAGCUAUUAAACGUAAAACACCACAAGAAUUAAAUGGUAGAAGUAAACGUGUUUUAGAUAAACCAAGCGUAUCUGAUUCCGAAGAAUUAAAAAAACAAGAAGAAACAUUAGCUAAACAACAAGUAGACAAUACACCGAAGGCUGGUUGGGCUUAUCGAUAUCGUAUAAGUAGAAUGAAUGAAGCUAAGCUUCGUGGAGAAUAUAUUGAUCCUGUAGAGAAAAAACAUAAAGUAUUACCACAUGAUGAAAAAACGAAACAUACAGAUCAUAAAAAAUCUCGACAUCAUGAUACUAAGGGUACCGAAAGAGAAAAUGGUCUUGAUCCUGAAUUAAGUCAAAUAAGCGAGGAAGGUCGACGUGUUGGCUGGGCAUUUCGAUAUCGUGUUCGUCAAAAACUUGACUUUUUAAAAAAACAAUAUGCAGAAACUGGAGUACCAUUUAAUAUAACCACAUUAGGUGGUAAACGUCUGAAAAAAUCCGAUGAUUCCAAGACGAAAUCAACAGAAAAGAAGACAGUUGAAGUUGUUGAGGAAAAAACUGAUGAUAACAAAGAAUCAGCUGGUUGGGAAUAUCGUUAUCGUCUUUCAAACAUGCAUGAAGCACAAAAAAGUGAUAAGAAAAAACCAUCCAAAAGUGAAAAACCAGAAAAAGUAUCAGUUGAUGAACAACUUGAUCCUGUAUUAGCAAAACUCACGCCAGAACAACGAUCAGUUGGAUGGCAAUAUCGACGUAAACUUGAUGAAGUAAAAGCAACUGGUAGUGAUCAAAAUCAAAAUGGUAAACGUAAGAAAAAAUCAGCACCAAAACGAAAAGGUAAUAAAAAACUAACCAAAAAAAAAACUGACAAUAUUGACAAAACACCAUUUAUGGAUUAUUUUCGUCGUGGUUCGUCCUAUAUCUUAUCUGAUCUCGUGCCAACAACAAAAAAAUCGAUUUGUCUUCUACCAUUACCUAUCUCUUUUUCUUUUUGUACAGAAGAAGCUAAAAAUCAAAUAUCAUCAUCAUCAUCAAGUAAAAAGAAACUAAAAAAACCUUCAAAGAAAAAACUGAACACAAAAAAAGAACAUCGUGCGAAACAAUUUAUUCAUUAUCGAGUAAAGAAAUUAGGCGCAGAUGAUAAAGCUACGGAACGACGUGUCGAUGAAGCAAUGAAAAGAUUAUAUAAAAGACCAUCGUUACCACCUGUACAAACGCCACCACUACCUCCAAAUUAUGAGAAAAGUGAGUAUAAACGAUCUAAUAAUGAUGAAUUAGGUCAACAUUCGCUUAAGAAAAAAAUUGGAGUUGAUUCCAAACGAACUAAAAAUAAAAAACAAAAUCAAAUUAUUGGUACAGAAGUUAAAGGUAAAAAUAAACAUAUAUCUAUUCCAACUAAUACGACAGUAUCUACUCUUCCAAUCGAAGAUAUUCCUACGACAACUUCUUCUCCACGUCUUCGAUCUAUUUCUGAAGUUAUUAAAGAAGAAGCAGCUACUAUAUUAAACACGCAACGUUCGUCGUCGGCAACACCUGAAGAAAUCAAUGCAGAAAUAGAAGAAGCCAAAGAAGUUACUCGAGAACAUUCAAAACUCAAAGAACCAACACAUACCAAUGAUGCUACAUCUAGAGGAGAAGAAGAUAAUGACGUAAUAUCGAAUAAAAAUGUUAAAAAAUAA